Messenger RNA from Cordyceps militaris CM01, 2844 nucleotides. RefSeq names its product ankyrin repeat-containing domain. The record is from RefSeq and is a predicted model, not a curated record. Bases 1 to 2844 code for a protein of 947 amino acids. Gene Ontology annotation, molecular function: protein binding. The transcript has a single exon. NCBI's taxonomy places the organism in Eukaryota, Fungi, Ascomycota, Sordariomycetes, Hypocreales, Cordycipitaceae.
AUGGAGCAAGACAAUGCAUUUUCUGAUUUCGCCAAUCCGGCGUCUAUUUCCAGGCUAUUCAUUCAUCAUCGAAAUUAUCCCGAUCUCCCCAAAAACUAUGAAUGGUCACGACAAAAGGAGCGAUAUUGCCCCAAGAAGCUACUCAACUCCAAGCUACCCGGGCCUUUCAAACUGGCUCACAAGUUUGGCCAAGUAUUCUGCCAUCGUGGGCUCUAUGAGCGUGUCGCUGGAAUUAUCGACAACUCAACGGAAGCCAUCGAUAAUGGAAUUCGCCAUGGCUUUUUUCUGCACGAGGCCGAUGCCAUAGUUUUGGAACAGUUCCAGGAUGCCUUCACGGCUCAUGACUAUAACCCAAGGCGCGUCACUUCCAAAACACAAGGCUGGGAACGGUAUUCCAUCUCCAAUAUUCUAGAGACGGUGCUAGUGACACGAAGUGUUGAUAUCGACGGAUCCAAUUUCGCCACCUCGUACUUGCCGACCGCAGGCAAGAUCCCCAGCCUACUUGAUCUAAUGUGGAAAGAAAGCCAGUACAAAACCGGUAUCACACUACAAAUCGACCUCAGGGAGCAAGAUUUUGCCGAGGCUAUUGCCUAUUACUCUUAUCAUAUCUCCAAGAAACGCCUGCUGUAUCCAGGUAUGCAGGGUGUCCAUAAUAGCACGGCUUGGAAUUGGUUCAAAUCAACGAUUCUGAAGGGCUACAGUAAGCACUACAGGUGUUUUCACGAUCUGCAAGAAGACGUAAAGAGGAAGAGCAUACAUGCGUUUGGGUCAGAUUAUUUUGAAAUCAGACAUCUGCAUGUCUUUCCGCCGCUGAUGAUGGUGUUCCAUGCUAAGUGGCUAGUCGACUUCGCAUGCGCAACAACGCCUAUUGACGAUGCUCAGGGGGACAGACAAAGCUACAAACACAUCCGUCAAACCCUUAUGAAACAAGUUUUAUCCUUUGUCGCAGUAGGAGCUGGCUCCUACAACUUCAUUCUUGAGAUUGUUCACAGCGGACUCGGAUUGGGAUACGACGAGUCUACUGGAACGGCAAGAAAUCCCUUGACGGGGGCGCUCCUGAGUGACUCUGAUGUCAUCUUCGACAGCCGCGUCGACCGAGCCAUGAUUGAUGUGAGCUUGGAGUUGCGCGAGAAACAUCCACAACUCAUAUUUGCAUCGUGCACCCGUCUGCCAGACGUCAUCACGCCAGACGCAAAGUACAAGGCAUCCCACGAGACGGCCAAGUUGGUGCGUUGGGAUGAGGGCGAGAAAGGAAUCUCAGCCAAGCUGCGAGCCAUACACGGGGGGUUAUACCCGCAAUGCCAGCUCGUCGUGGCCGACGACCCGGCCGCAGAAAUCGCUGCGCGCACAUGGAUUGACGAGGAGCUGGGCCUAGAUCGAAGUGAGCUCCUGGGUAUGACUUACUAUGAGUGGCUGGCAAAAGCACCGGCAGACGUAGCCGCCGCAAUAAAAAACCUAAACGAGCAAGAUUUCAUGCCAAACAGGUUCGGGUAUCCUACAACUCCAGAACUUGGCGGCAGGCAACUAAACACAACAAUCGAGUCGAACAUCGGAGUCAUGGAGUGGUUGAAGGGUGUCCAACAAGCAACGCCUGUACCUACCUCGGAUGCUCGGAAUGAUACCCGGACCUCUUUCCACGACGAAGAGGGCAGGGACGAGCCAGCAAUGGCUGCUAUUAAUCAUGGCACAACCUGGAACGACGACCGAUGCCGCGAGUCUCACCGCGAAAACAUACUUCCUAGCUAUUUCAGCAGCGACGUCAGAUCGGGCCCCGUGCAAUCGACUCUAGUGUUCGGAAAGAGAUACUAUAAACUGGAGAGCGUGGCAAAUUGGUCACAAACAUUGGUCAACAUUAAGCUUUACCAGGCUGCCCAGUCCGGAAACUAUUGGCAGGUCCGGAUAGCUCUUGAAAAUGGGGCGAACAUCCAUGCUUGUUCGGGCAGCGCCGGCACCCCAUUAGUAGCGGCGUGUUCUUCUGGCCACGUCAAGGUUGUGAAGGUGCUAUUGGAGAAGCUGCGACAAGACCCAUCCAACAUGGACGAAUCGGGGUAUCUGCACGUUGGCGACGCACUUCAUCGAGCUGCUGUCCAGUGCCAGGAGCGUGUGGUCGCGCUCUUACUGGACAGCGGAGCGAAUGUACAUUCUCGGACCAAGGAGGGGUUUACGGCGCUGGAAAUGGCAUGUCGCGUCUUUCGCGAGAGCAGCAUCAUCGACAUGCUUCGCGCCAAAGGUGGCGAAUUCAACGCCUCGGACAUGGCUGCCGAGAAUGCGAGCGCGUUGCAACAGGCAUGCCGCCGGGGUAAUCUGUACCUUGCGCACCGUCUUCUGAGAGAAGGCGCCGUCAUUGAACAUGCACCUGAUGUCGAUGAGACCUUUUCGUCGGAGAUUCGUUGCCUCCUUGGGGAGAUGAGGAUGGAACGAGAGAAGCUUGACGGAACCCGGCUGACAGCGAGUCAACCGGAGGGGCCAGUUGACGAUGGAAUGGCGCAUCGGGAUAUCUAUAGGAAUGGCGUCCAGAGAAGGACGGCUCGCCGCGUUCACAGGUGGAAGCGAUAUGCCAUCUUUAAGCUGCCGCCUGUCCCCAAGGCGCCCAAGCUUCGUGACUGCGGCUGUGUCAUCUGUUUCGUCGACAACCGAGCUCAAGCGACCAGCCCUGGAGUAAUUCGCUGCCAGGUCCUUGGACCGGAGCCAUUAUCACCGCUCAGACCUUUGCCUCGAGCAACAGUGACAGAUCCAGUGGCUGUCACGCUGACAGCAAUGGGAAGACGUGACCUCGCAGGUCUUGUCGAAGAUCAGGCCACCGAGAUCAGCCCGUAUGUAUUUUCGAGAUGCAAUACCAACUAG